AUGGUCAACUUCACGAUUGAGGAGAUUCGGGCCUUGAUGGACAAGCCCACGAACGUGCGCAACAUGUCCGUCAUUGCGCAUGUCGAUCACGGCAAGUCCACCCUGACCGACUCUCUUCUGGCUAAGGCCGGUAUCAUUUCUACCGGUAAGGCUGGUGAGGCUCGCGCGACAGAUACGCGAGCCGAUGAACAAGAACGUGGUAUUACUAUUAAGUCCACUGCCAUUUCCCUCUACGGCAGCUUGCCCGAUGAGGAGGAUCUCAAGGACAUUGUUGGCCAGGAGUCCAACGGCAAGGACUUCCUGAUCAACCUCAUUGACUCCCCCGGCCACGUCGACUUCUCGUCCGAGGUCACUGCUGCUCUUCGUGUCACUGAUGGUGCCCUCGUCGUCGUCGACACUGUCGAGGGUGUCUGCGUCCAGACUGAGACUGUGCUUCGCCAGGCCCUUGCUGAGCGCAUCAAGCCUGUUGUUAUCAUUAACAAGGUUGACCGUGCUCUGCUCGAGCUUCAGGUCACCAAGGAGGACCUUUACCAGUCCUUCUCCCGCACCAUCGAGUCGGUCAACGUCAUCAUCUCUACCUAUCUUGACAAGGCCCUUGGCGACGUUCAGGUCUACCCCGAAAAGGGUACCGUCGCUUUCGGCUCUGGUCUCCACGGCUGGGCUUUCACUAUCCGCCAGUUCGCCACCCGCUACGCUAAGAAGUUCGGUGUUGACCGCAACAAGAUGAUGGAGCGUCUCUGGGGCGACAACUACUUCAACCCCAAGACCAAGAAGUGGACCAAGAGCCCGACUGCUGCUGACGGCACCCAACUUGAACGUGCCUUCUGCCAGUUCAUCCUCGACCCCAUCUUCAGGAUCUUCAAUGCUGUCAUGAACUUCAAGAAGGAUGAGGUCAACACACUCCUUGAUAAGCUGAACCUCAAGCUUCCCGCUGAGGACCGCGACAAGGAGGGCAAGCAACUUCUGAAGGCCGUCAUGCGUACUUUCCUGCCGGCUGCUGACUGCCUGCUGGAAAUGAUGAUCCUGCACCUCCCGUCGCCCGUCACGGCCCAAAAGUAUCGUGUCGAGACCCUCUACGAGGGUCCUCUGGACGAUGAGGCUGCCAUCAGUAUCCGUGACUGCAACCCUAACGGCCCUCUGAUGUUGUAUGUCUCCAAGAUGGUGCCGACCUCCGAUAAGGGUCGCUUCUAUGCUUUCGGCCGUGUCUUCUCCGGUACCGUCCGCUCCGGUCUCAAGGUCCGCAUCCAGGGUCCCAACUACACCCCUGGCAAGAAAGACGAUCUCUUCAUCAAGGCUAUCCAGCGUACCGUCCUGAUGAUGGGCGCCAAGGUUGAACCCAUUGAUGACCUGCCCGCCGGCAACAUCGUUGGUCUGGUCGGCAUUGACCAGUUCCUGCUCAAGUCUGGUACCCUCACCACCAGCGAGACGGCCCACAACCUCAAGGUCAUGAAGUUCUCUGUCUCGCCCGUCGUGCGCCGCUCUGUCCAGGUCAAGAACGCUGCCGAUCUUCCCAAGCUUGUCGAAGGUCUCAAGCGUCUGUCCAAGUCGGAUCCUUGCGUCCUGUGCUACACCUCUGAGUCUGGCGAGCACGUCGUUGCUGGCGCUGGUGAGCUUCACCUUGAGAUUUGCCUGAAGGAUCUCGAGGAGGACCACGCCGGUGUUCCUCUCAACAUUUCGGACCCUGUCGUCCAGUACCGUGAGACUGUCACUUCCAAGUCGAGCAUGACUGCCCUGUCCAAGUCUCCUAACAAGCACAACCGUUUGUACAUGGUUGCUGAGCCUCUUGAUGAGGAGCUCUGCAAGGAGAUCGAGGCUGGACGCAUCUCGCCUCGGGACGAUUUCAAGGCCCGCGCCCGUGUCCUCGCUGACGACUUCGGCUGGGAUGUCACCGAUGCCCGCAAGAUUUGGGCUUUCGGUCCCGAUACCACUGGCGCCAACCUGCUGGUCGACCAGACCAAGGCCGUCCAGUACCUGCAGGAAAUCAAGGAUUCUGUUGUCUCCGGUUUCCAGUGGGCCACUCGCGAGGGUCCCCUUGGUGAGGAGCCGAUGCGCUCCAUCCGCUUCAACAUCCUUGAUGUUACUCUGCACGCUGAUGCCAUCCACCGUGGUGGUGGCCAGAUUAUUCCCACUGCUCGUCGUGUGCUGUACGCCGCAACUCUCUUGGCCGAGCCUGCUCUCCUCGAGCCCAUCUUCCUUGUCGAGAUUCAGGUUCCCGAGAGCGCCAUGGGCGGCGUCUACGGCGUCCUCACCCGCAGGAGAGGUCACGUCUUCAGCGAGGAGCAGCGCCCAGGCACUCCUCUCUUCAACAUCAAGGCCUAUCUGCCCGUCAUGGAGUCUUUCGGCUUCAAUGGCGAUCUGCGUGCUGCUACUUCUGGUCAGGCCUUCCCUCAGUCUGUCUUCGAUCACUGGCAGGUUCUUCCUGGUGGUUCUCCUCUGGAUCCUACUACCAAGGUUGGCCAAGUUGUCCAGGAGAUGCGCAAGCGCAAGGGUCUCAAGGUGGAGGUCCCGGGCUACGAGAACUACUACGACAAGCUCUAA
This is a messenger RNA of Thermochaetoides thermophila DSM 1495, 2538 nucleotides long. Its product is annotated as putative elongation factor. Bases 1 to 2538 code for a protein of 845 amino acids. Lineage: Eukaryota; Fungi; Ascomycota; Sordariomycetes; Sordariales; Chaetomiaceae. Gene Ontology annotation, molecular function: GTPase activity; translation elongation factor activity; ribosome binding. The transcript has 6 exons. The record is from RefSeq and is a predicted model, not a curated record. Gene Ontology annotation, biological process: translational elongation. Gene Ontology annotation, cellular component: ribonucleoprotein complex; cytosol.